Penicillium cataractarum is the source of this 831-nucleotide messenger RNA. It is a transcript of the gene yphA, whose product is annotated as tyrosine phosphatase family protein. Gene Ontology annotation, biological process: dephosphorylation. NCBI's taxonomy places the organism in Eukaryota, Fungi, Ascomycota, Eurotiomycetes, Eurotiales, Aspergillaceae. The coding region runs from base 1 to 831 and encodes 276 amino acids. The transcript is spliced from 4 exons. Gene Ontology annotation, molecular function: inositol diphosphate tetrakisphosphate diphosphatase activity; phosphatase activity. The record is from RefSeq and is a predicted model, not a curated record. Gene Ontology annotation, cellular component: cytoplasm.
AUGUCGGCCUCACCGUCGACUAUCGAAGAGGCCAAGGCACUGAGCACCAGUUCCUCCCCUGUCCAGGAGACAGGCUUCCCAGUCAUCUUUGCACACCUCUAUGAGGCCACUCUCCCCGAAAUCCGGGAACGGGAUCCCGCCUACAAGGAUGAACCCCAGGCUCACCAUAUCACGGGGCUGGGACAUAGCAGCGUGCCAACCGCCCCUCCGCACAACCAGCAUGGACAUUCUGAGCAUGAGCAGGGAAAGCCAGAGGGUCAAAUCUCUUUGCAGCUUCACGUGCCAGAGCGCUUUGCACAGGUUGUGCAAGGAAUUUACAGGUCGAGCUUUCCGGAAAGUGGACACCUGGACAUUUUUAAAGCUCUGGGGGUUAAAACUAUUGUACGAUUCGUCGACGAAGAAUACAGCCCACCCGUGAAGGCCUUCAUGCUCACGAAUAACGUCCGCGCCUUGUUGAUCCCCAUCAUCCCGAACAAGGAUGUCUGCGUCAAGACAACCGAUCAGACUGUAAAUAAAGUCAUGAAUGUACUCAUGGAUCGUAACAAUCAGCCUUUGGUUCUCCACUGUAACCAAGGCAAGCAUCGGACCGGCUCCAUGGCAGGCUGUCUCAGAAAGCUACAGGGAUGGAGCCACCCUGAGAUUGUUGAGGAGGACCGCUCAUUCGCAGGACUAAAGUCUCGAAUUCUUGACGAAAUGUUUAUCGAGGCGUACAAGCCCGGCCGUGGAAUUCAGAAGACUGCCAAGCGCUUGAACGUCAAGCGCUGGGCCAGAGUCCCCGAUCAACUGUCCGAAGAUGCUGCUAUCGAGCGUCCUGUGCUUCCAUUGCAGUGA